AGACAGAAGCUUCCGCUCCAGAGGCUGAUCUGUAUGCAGCUCACACUCGUUCGUGGUUCAGUUCCUAAACGGGAGCACUAGGGGAUUCCGCUCACCCCUGCUUGUGACGUCACUGCAAGUCUGGCUCCACAUGCACAGUGGGUGUUUCCCCGAGAAUCACACGAAAACACUUGUGCCAAGCAAAGCCGCAGCAGCGCACACAUGUGAUUGAUAUUUACUUUUAUAAAUGCCUACAAAGAAGCUAACUCGCACAACUUGGCUGUAAUUCAGUGUGCAGGAACGUUGUCCGGGACUAACCGCAUCAACCGCGACAGUCGUUUUCACUCCGAGUCCGUUCACACCAGUAAAAGAAGUCGGCGCGUGUCCUUAUGGAAGUAAAGGUCAAGAACCCAUGGUACAGGCCAGUGGUCAUAUUUCUGGCUGCUGUUAUCAGCGUGGCGAUCAUCAUCAUGGUGGCCAUUUCUGUUGUCCAGAACAAGCCUUUAAAGCAGAAAUGCAAAUAUGGAAUAGUUCUGGAUGCAGGCUCCUCCCACACCUCUGUUUUUAUCUAUGAAUGGCCAGCAGAGAAGGAAAACAACACAGGCAAGGUACGGCAGAAACACACCUGCAACGUAAAAGGGAAAGGUAUCUCCAGUUACUCCAAUAAUCCAAACGGGGCAGGCGCAUCUCUGCAUGAGUGCAUGGAGGAAGCCAAGCAAAUAAUACCUACACACAGACAUCAUGAAACCCCUGUGUACCUGGGAGCCACAGCAGGCAUGAGAUUGCUCGAGAAGGAGAAUAAAGGAGCCUCAGAAAAGGUAUUGGACUCCGUAGCAUAUUCACUGAAGGGUUACCCCUUCUCCUAUCAGGGAGCUCGUAUCAUUAAGGGCCAAGAGGAAGGAGCUUUUGGAUGGAUUACUGUCAAUUACCUGAGUGAGAAUUUGAGAAAGCCCACAGGGACCCUUGGAGCUCUGGACCUGGGCGGAGCAUCUACCCAGAUAACCUUCGUACCUCAACAAAAAAUUGAAUCACAUGACAAUUCUAUUAACUUCAGACUGUACGGAAAUGAUUAUCACUUAUACACCCACAGCUUUCUCUGUUAUGGGAAGGACCAAGUUCUCAAGCUUUCUAUGGCCAAGAAAUUAGAGUCGACACUUAAGGAUAAAGUGACAGACCACACUGAGUUAAGGGAUCCUUGCUUUCACCCUGGAUUUAACUUCACCAGGAAUGUUCAAAGUUUCUUCAAUACACCCUGUACGGAAGACGUGAAAAUGGCAAAUAGAAACUUCUUCCAUCUGGGGCUUGGGAAUUGGUCUCAGUGCCAGCAAUCAAUCAGAAAGGUUUUUAAUACCAGCUAUUGUCCUUACUCAAGAUGCUCUUUCAAUGGUGUUUUCCAGCCUUCUGUCGAUGGAGACUUUGGGGCCUUUUCAGCUUUCUUUUUUGUGAUGGACUUUUUGAAUCUGACAAGUGAUGAUUUAGCGGUUACAAAGCAGAAGCUAGCAACAUACUGUUCUACACCAUGGAAGAAGAUUAAAGAAAAUCAUCCCCACAUAAAAGAGAAGUACCUUUCAGAAUAUUGCUUCUCAGCAACCUACAUUCUCACUCUUCUGGAAGACGGAUACAAUUUCACUUCUGACAACUGGAAAGACAUCCAAUUCAUUAAGAAGAUAGGAGACAGUGAUGCAGGCUGGACAUUAGGUUACAUGCUUAACCUGACCAACAUGAUCCCUGCUGAAGCUCCAGACACGCCGCUGAUGCCUCAUGAGGGAUACAUCACAUUCAUGCUCCUCUUUUCACUUCUAAUACUACUACUUCUUCUUCUGUUCUACAUUUAUUUCCGUCGGUCAACAAGAACAGCCCAGAAAGACAUUUCCGUCAUUUAGACAGUGAUAUUAUGCUGUGUAUCUGUGUAUUGAUUGUUUAUUUCUUCAGAACAAAAUUUUGAUAAAUCCAAAAUCACAUUUUGACUUGAUCUCAAAGGUUGUACAUUUCAAAGAAUUUGGAAAUCAUACCUCAUGUGAAGGAUUAGCAGGUUUUUGGAGAGAGAUGGGUUACAGAUUCCACUGCAACUGAAGGGAACUCGGAGUCUAUUCCCAUUCCUUUGUGCUUUUUGUGACCACUCAAAUGUUUUCUUUAAAAAUCAAGUCAUGAGUACAGGUUUUAGCUUUUGGGAUGCUUGGUAAAAGGGGUUGAUGUUACUUUAAAAGCAAAUGUGCACUGACAUUCAGUAUAUCAUCAUGUGCCUAUAGUCUUUAAUGAAGUUUCCCAUUAUAUGUAUACAAAUCUUUUUUGCAUUAUGGUAAUAUGAAAAUCACUGGAUAUCAUUGUUUUAACAUUGCUUUUAGCAAAGCACAUUUUAACAUUUUUGUUAGGUCUUUCAUUGAAAAUUUUGUUUUUAUAUAUUUAAACAAUACCUGUAGCAAAUUUCUAUUAAAAUUGCAAAUGACCAA
Carassius auratus (goldfish) is the source of this 2429-nucleotide messenger RNA. RefSeq names its product ectonucleoside triphosphate diphosphohydrolase 1. Bases 369 to 1862 code for a protein of 497 amino acids. Gene Ontology annotation, biological process: nucleoside diphosphate catabolic process. Lineage: Eukaryota; Metazoa; Chordata; Actinopteri; Cypriniformes; Cyprinidae. Gene Ontology annotation, cellular component: plasma membrane. The transcript has 10 exons. Gene Ontology annotation, molecular function: UDP phosphatase activity; GDP phosphatase activity; ribonucleoside triphosphate phosphatase activity. The record is from RefSeq and is a predicted model, not a curated record.